CAUAAUACAGGGGGCAGAAGUGAAAACUCGCAUAUUACAGUCAAAAACCUUCAUCCCUUGAGAUAUACUACGAGUUCCCUUCAGGUACACAAAAAUGGGGGCUCUGCGGCUUCCAUCUCUGACAUCCAUCUUCACCGUCUCAUCGGCUCGCUCAUCCUUGUUCCCGCGCCGUAGCAGCAACCGCCUCAAUGUCCGCAGACUCACUUCUUCAGCCAAAGUAUUCGCUAAAGCCACAGAGGUUGCGCCGGCUGAAUCGAACCAGAAGCUUCCGGUUCAGGAGCAAGGAAUAACGCCUCGUUCUCAGGACUUCAAUGCGUGGUACCUCGAUGUUAUUUCCAUGGCUGAGCUCGCUGAUUACGGUCCUGUUCGUGGUACUAUGGUUAUUCGACCCUACGGUUAUGCUAUUUGGGAAGCUAUUCAGGAUUAUUUGAACGUUAAAUUUAAAGAGACAGGGCAUAGUAACAUGUAUUUUCCACAGUUUAUACCGUAUUCGUUUAUAGAGAAAGAAGCUAGCCAUGUUGAGGGUUUUAGUCCAGAACUGGCUCUUGUGACUGUCGGAGGUGGGAAAGAACUUGAAGAAAAACUUGUGGUUCGACCCACUAGUGAAACCAUCGUUAACCACAUGUUUACUCAGUGGAUUCAGAGUUAUCGCGAUCUUCCCCUUAUGAUCAACCAGUGGGCGAAUGUCACAAGAUGGGAGAUGCGCACAAAGCCGUUUAUUAGAACUCUCGAGUUUCUAUGGCAGGAAGGGCAUACCGCACACGCGACUCCAGAGGAAGCCGAAAAGGAGGCGAUGCAAAUGAUUGAUGUUUAUACAAAGUUUGCUUAUGAGCAAGCUGCGAUACCUGUUAUACCGGGUCGAAAAUCGAGGGUAGAGACAUUUGCUGGAGCGGAUAGAACUUAUACGAUUGAAGCUAUGAUGGGUGAUCGUAAAGCUUUGCAGGCGGGAACCAGUCACAAUUUAGGACAAAAUUUUUCCCGUGCUUUUGGAACGCAGUUUGCUGAUGAAAAUGGUCAAAGGCAGCAUGUGUGGCAAACUUCUUGGGCUAUAAGUACUCGAUUUGUUGGUGGUAUUAUCAUGACCCAUGGUGAUGAUGCUGGAUUAAUGCUUCCCCCAAGACUCGCUUCUGUACAGGUGGUGAUUGUACCAAUUUGGAAGAAGGCUAAUGAGAAAAACGAAGUUCUCGAUGCUGCAUUGUCCGUCAAAGAUGUUCUUCAUAGUGCUGGUAUUAAAGUAAAGCUAGAUGAUUCUGAUCAACGAACACCUGGAUGGAAAUUUAAUUUCUGGGAAAUGAAGGGCGUGCCGCUAAGAAUUGAAAUCGGUCCACGUGACGUUUCAAGCGGGAGUGUGGUCGUAUCCAGAAGAGAUAUUCCCGGAAAACCGGGGAAGGUUUUUGGAAUAUCGAUGGAAUCGUCGGUUCUUGUACCCUAUAUCAAAGAAAAGCUCGAUGAAAUUCAAUCAUCCCUUUUGGAUAAAGCUAUAGCUUUUCGAGAUAGCAAUAUUGUGGAUGUGAGCUCAUAUGAUGAACUGAAAGUGGCAAUAUCACAAGGAAAAUGGGCCAGGGGUCCAUGGGUCGGAAGUGAUGAAGAUGAAUUGAAGGUCAAAGAAGAAACAGGGGCAACAAUUAGAUGUUAUCCUUUCGACCAACCUCAAGGGCCAAAAAAGUGUCUGAUGACCGGUAGUCCAGCUGAUGAAGUUGCAAUAUUUGCUAAAUCUUACUGAUCACUCACCCUAUUCAGAACAAGCCACAUCAGCGGUAGAUAAGCAAAAUGAAGAAAAAAAGCAGACAGAAAUACGUAAAGAAGGUAUCUUUGAAUACGUAUCGAGGUGGUGUAGAAUGAAAGCGAUGCAGGUGGAGUGGAUGAUUUACGCUUUUGCUAACAAAGACCCUUUUCUUUUGUACGCGCUCAUUAAUUUAUGACAAUAAACAUCACAUCGUUUUGUAUUUUUUUCCUUUUUUUUCUUUAUUUUUAUAAUAUUUAUGUAUUUUUCUAGUAAAAUCUUAUGAAGCAGUGAA
Messenger RNA from Helianthus annuus (common sunflower), 2018 nucleotides. Its product is annotated as proline--tRNA ligase, chloroplastic/mitochondrial. Lineage: Eukaryota; Viridiplantae; Streptophyta; Magnoliopsida; Asterales; Asteraceae. Gene Ontology annotation, molecular function: proline-tRNA ligase activity; ATP binding. Gene Ontology annotation, biological process: prolyl-tRNA aminoacylation. The record is from RefSeq and is a predicted model, not a curated record. Gene Ontology annotation, cellular component: cytoplasm; mitochondrion; chloroplast stroma. The coding region runs from base 95 to 1723 and encodes 542 amino acids. The transcript is spliced from 12 exons.